Pocillopora verrucosa is the source of this 1768-nucleotide messenger RNA. RefSeq lists its product as uncharacterized. The record is from RefSeq and is a predicted model, not a curated record. Lineage: Eukaryota; Metazoa; Cnidaria; Anthozoa; Scleractinia; Pocilloporidae.
AAAUGAAGUGAGGGAUUUUACAACAACGAAUUGUUACCAAAAUCUUUACACAACAGUUGAAUGAACCACGAACACCGAAAGAUUGUUAUGAUCUCAAAGUGGUAUCAAGAUUUUGUUUUAGUCCUAUUAUGGCCAGUUUUGAUAUUUGCAACAGAUGAUUCUUCUGGUAGACUUCAAGACUCUACCGAAGUUUCUGAUGGAAUCAUCUUAUUUGCCAAUGUGUUUUCAUUUCCGCAUCACAAGCUCGACUCAAGACCAUUUGAAACUCACGCAGUUAACAGUGAGCAAGAUUGUAUUGAAAUUUGUUCUCAGAUUUCUCGCUGUCGAUCGUUAAAUUUCAAACAUGGUGCAGAGGAAAGUGAUGAAUUUGACUGUCAUCUUUUAGACAACGACAAAUUCAACUCUUCAGCUUUAUUCGAGAAAAACCCGGAUUUUCAUCAUUACAGUUUAGCGGCUCCUUGUUAUCACAAUCCAUGCAAGAACGGGGGAAAAUGUCGCCCAGUAAUCGAAAAGUACGACUUCAAUUGUCAGUGUACGGAACAUUUUGGAGGAAAAAAAUGCGAUCUUCCGAGAAUUUCCCAAGGAAGCAAUGUUUGCACAUGGUUUUUGGAAAACGGAUCGAACAAAAGUGGCAUUUAUCAAGUUGCAGCAGAUGGGACUGACAUCAUCAGCAUCUUUUGUGAUCAAACCAAUCAAGGAGGAGGUUGGACUAUGGUAUUCAAGUUAGUGGCCGGAGUUUCAGCUGAUAUCUCUCGUCUGUGGUCAUCAGGUGACCCUUUAAACGAAAACAACGCAGAAGUAUUGAAUACCACUUCAACGCCCAAAGAACAUUACAAGAACCGCAUGAUAAGGAACUGGAAUACCUUAGGACUAAAGGAGGUGCGUGUCGUUCUCUACAAAAACGAUUCUGAAGCUCUCUUCAUUUCGUUCAACGCAACUGGCACUGACAACAUAAACUGGUUUGCAAAGAAUAGGGUGACUGAGUCGCCAUGGACAGACCUGGGAAGUGAAUCUCAAAACAUUUUCUCCAACAUUGAUCCACAUGCUCACUCAGGCAGAAGUUUUCACAUAAACAGGAAUUAUGGGGGAUGCCCUGUAGAUGCAGGAUGGCUCUUGGUAACAGAGGGAAAACCCUGUGAAUACGAAGAAAAGCUUCCACCCAUAGUGAUCCUUUAUAGUAAACUCCAUAACUACACGAACUGGAAUUUUCAAGAGAAUGUUGGCACUGCCGAUGUUCUUGUGGUUUUCGUUCGUUGAUCCAAAGACUCACCAGGAGAUGGACAUGAAUGACUAUAAAUUGAUGCUCAGAUAAGUUUUUGGCACAUCAAUGCAAGACAACCUUCUUAAAUCAACAAACUCUUUCAGAAGCGCUAUAUAACUGACUCACUGUCUUAGGCAGGACAGCGAACGGGCUGAAAUAGCAAUUCUUUUAUCAAAAUUUCAUUGAAAGUUAUGUACACAGUCAGACAUCUGCUUAUUGACCCGUUCCCUGGUUUCUACUUACUUAUAUAAUAUCCGCUAUAAAAUGUUCUGUAAUAAAAAUGUCCCAGUCAAUUCAAUACCACAAUAGCUCUUGUGCGUGGCAAGCAGAAUGAGGAAUGUGUCACUGGAUGCGACCAAGCCAAUUUGAACUGAAUUUCAAUAGGAUUCUUUUGUCCAUCGAGGUUUACAAAUUGCAUUUUUAUUUGAGGACUGUUUCGCAACGUCAAAAAUGUCCUAGAAAAUUAGCUUGUGAAGGAGUUAAAGUGUUGGUGUAUAUUUGUCCGAA